Messenger RNA from Trichoderma citrinoviride, 786 nucleotides. Its product is annotated as replication protein A, subunit RPA32. Gene Ontology annotation, molecular function: DNA binding. Gene Ontology annotation, biological process: nucleotide-excision repair; double-strand break repair via homologous recombination; DNA replication. The transcript has 2 exons. The record is from RefSeq and is a predicted model, not a curated record. The coding region runs from base 1 to 786 and encodes 261 amino acids. Lineage: Eukaryota; Fungi; Ascomycota; Sordariomycetes; Hypocreales; Hypocreaceae. Gene Ontology annotation, cellular component: site of double-strand break; nucleus; DNA replication factor A complex.
AUGACUCCGGCGGCUUUUUUGCCGGAGGCGGUUCACAGCAAGGCAGCCAAGGCGGCGGCAAGGUUGUCAUACCAGGACGAAUCAUUACGGCCCUUGACUAUCAAGCAGAUCCUCGACGCAGAGGAGCCCUACUCCGGCGCCGACUUCAAAGUCGACGGCGCCCCCAUCACGCAAAUCACAUUUGUCGGCCAGGUCCGCAGCAUAAACCCGCAACAGACGAACCUCACAAUCAAGGUCGACGACGGCACGGGCCAGAUCGACGUCAAGAAGUGGAUCGACGUCGACAAGCAGAGCGACGCAGAGCCCGGCUUCGAGAUUGACUCCCACAUCCGCGUUUGGGGCCGCCUCAAGUCCUUCUCCAACAAGCGGCACGUCGGCGCUCACGUCAUCCGGCCGGUGACGGACUUUAACGAGGUCAACUACCACAUGCUUGAGGCGACAUACGUACACCUGUUCUACACCCGCGGCGCCGUCGGCGGACCCAACGCAGGAGACGCCAACGGGGACAGCAUGUUCGUCGACGGCGGUGACGGAUACAAUGCCGGCGGCGGAGCGGCAGCGGCACAGACGGCCAGCAAGCUCUCGGGGUGCAGCAACAAGGCGAAGAACAUGUUUAUGUACCUCAAGAAGUCAUCGGACGGCACUGACGGAGUGCACUUGAAUAAGCUCACGGCGGAGCUGGGGCUGGGGCUGCGGGAUGUGAUGGAGGCGGCGGACGAGCUCAUGGGACUGGGGUUGAUAUAUACCACAAUCGACGAGGAGACAUGGGCGGUGUUGGAAUAUUAG